Mercenaria mercenaria is the source of this 13108-nucleotide messenger RNA. RefSeq lists its product as uncharacterized. The record is from RefSeq and is a predicted model, not a curated record. Lineage: Eukaryota; Metazoa; Mollusca; Bivalvia; Venerida; Veneridae. The transcript is spliced from 10 exons. The coding region runs from base 107 to 1717 and encodes 536 amino acids.
AUCACGGCUGCACAGGAAGAAACCAUAGCGGUUGACAACUCAUCGGAAUCGAUCUAUAUUUACGUCUAAUAUUUCUUUGCAACCGGUUUAGAACAAGAAAAUUCUAAUGGCUGCUAAUGGUAGAGGUAACAUGCGACCUGCAGGUCGGUCUCCACCCUUCCUUGCUAUAGGUUUGUUCGUUGCAUUGGUGAUUUUAGGCUUCAAUUACUGGAGCUUGUCGGCCCGAAAUGGCGAACAGUCAAAUGAAAUCGUUUUACUUGAGAGUGAACUGCGUUUGGUUAAUGCAAAGAAAACUUCUGCUGAGAAAAGAAGUGAAGCCAUAUCAGACAAAGUUACCGAACUUGAAAAGCAGCUGAAUGAACAGAAGGAAGUAAUUGCCAAAAAUCAAGCUGAACUUGCUAAUGUUGAGAAAGAAAAGCUAACAUUCAUAGAGAGAACAAAUGAGCUGGAGAAUGAAGUGAGAAAUAUAAGGGACCAACAGCUUCCAAGUUGUGAAACAGACAAGAAAAAUCUUCAACAAGAAGUGGAACAAUUACGAGCUGAUAUAGAAGUUCAUGAAAAUAAAGAAUGUGGCAAAAGUGACUGUGAAACAUUUGUGGCGAGAGAGAGAGAUGCCACCCUUGAGGAUGUGUACAAAGCUGUUGGGGCCUCCCCGCUUAUCAGCAUGCAUAAAAGCAAUGUCAAUUUAGGAAGUUACAGAGAUCAGAUUUCCAAGUUAGCUGCACAAAUGGAUCAGGAAGCUUUGAAGAAACAAGCAGGGAAUCAACAACCAGUAGAUACACAACAACACCAACAGCAACAACCGUUUGAUACACAACAACAACAACAACAACAGCAGCAGCAGCAACAACAACUAGUUGACACACAACAACAACAACAAGUUGACACACAACAACAACAACAACAAGUUGACACACAACAACAACAACUAGUUGACACACAACAACAACAACCGGUUGACAUACAACAACAAAUUGAUACAAAACAACAAGAACAACUAGCUGACACACAACAAGCACAACCAGUUGAUACACAACAAGCACAACCAGUUGAUACCCAACAACAACAACCAAUAGAUACACAACAACAACGGCUUGAUACUCAGCAGCAACAGGUAGAUGUUCAGCAACAAGAGCAACCUCUAGUUGAUACCCAACAAGCAGGUCAGAAUGUGGAAACUGGUCAUGGAGUUGUGCCUGCACCUGACCUUAACCAGGCUCAUGCAGGUGUUGCACAAGAAACCAGUAAUUUAAAUGAAGACAUGGAUGGAAGAGCAGUAGAUGUAGAUAGACAGCUUGAUGCUCAGCAGGGAGCAGCUAAUUUGACAAAAACAGCAGCAGAGGGUCACGCAAAGGAAGCGCAAACAAACACCAUGACAAAGACCACAGAAGCAACAAGCCAGAAACCUGGUAUUAAGACUGAUAUUCCCCUUAAUUCUCUGAAUGUUGCAGUAACUGGGAACCUGACCAAUACUAACACAGCCACUGUUCAUCAAAAUCGGGAUGUUAACACUCCAGUAGAUGGCAAUGAUGAUGAUGAUGACGAUGAUGGUGCACUUGAUGAUUAUAAGGAUGAGGACGAUGCUGAUGAUCUAACUGAUGUUGACACCUUACGUGUCAAUCAUGAUAAUGAGCACAAGGAAGAUUACGAUUAUGAUGAAGACGAUGAUGAUGAUAAUGAUGGUAACGAUGACUAUGACUACGAUGAACUUAACUAGUAGUAUAAGAAAACUGACAGACUGAGGCAGAAUGAUGAUGGUAUAGAUGAGAUGUUCCAGCGUGAUAGAGACGUGGCAGCGGCACCUCCUCAGUGAUCUACAGUCAUCAUAUUGACACUCUGUGAUCUGUUGCUACACAUCGAUUUCAUCAUACACCUGUCCAUUUAUAUCUUUCAUAUCAGCAAAAAUCACACAAAUAGUUUCUUAAAUCAUGUGGCAUGAUUAGUUACCUAUGUCAUGUAACAUGAUUUGUUUCAUAAAUCACACCACAUGAUUGGUUCCCAAUAUUGUGUUUCAUGAUUGGUUAUAAGUUGUGUCACAAUAUUAGUUUUGAAGAUUGUGUAACAAAUAUUUGUGUCAUGGAUCAUGUUAUGUACUUUGUCUCAAUGAAUGUUACUGACUAAUGAUGUGUUUUGUUUAACAGGUUAUGUAGUUUUUAAGAUCACAUCAGAUAAUUUCAUCUUUUAUACCAAUGUCACUUUAUAGAAUAGGUAGUGCUACUUGUUGGAGAACUAACACAUGGAAAUCUCUCUUUAUAUCAAGAAAUUUGAACUCAGCUCAAUUUUUGGGUCCAUGACUUUUGUAAAUAUGGGAGUUAAUUAAGAUAGUUAUGGGUUUUCUCUUGUUUAAUGAGAGGUAUAUGUAUUCAUAGUCACUCAAAGCCAAAACAGUUGUAAUCCUAUUUUAUCAUAGUUUUGCAUUACAUGAUAUUUGUCAUAUCUUUUAUAGAUCUCUUUAAUACCUAACAUUGAAUUCCAGUGGUGGUAACCAUCUAAUGUGUAUAUAUUUGUUACAUGGUGGCACAUUAUAAAUAUUCAGAGGAAAUUCCAGUGCAUCUAGUUGAUGGUAUUGCAUUUAUGUAUUUGUAUUAAUUUUGCAGAUGUUGCAUUAAGUGUCUAAAAUUGUUAUAUAUUAGUGUUUCAUUAUUCAGAUGUUCUGCUAUGCAUUAUUUUGCCUAAUAUACAACAAUGUAUGAGAUUUUAGGUAUGAGAAGGUAUAAAUCUUCAUAGUGGAGGUUGUAUUGUUUCCAUCAAAUCUUCUCUUUUCAAUGUGAAUUCAAUAAUAGGGGGAACUGAUUUAACAUCUGUGCAAUCAUUUAUUAAUAAAUGUUUCACUGGAGGACAAUAUUUAUAUACAUGUUUUACAUAGUGAUUAUGCAUAACCUAAUAAAUCCAAUAUUAGAUUUUUUAAAAAUACUAUAAACACUAGUUUGUAUGUUAGUAAUAAUAGUUAUUAAGUUACCUUGAAUUAUGUUAUAGGUGUUGUUUAUUAUAGAAAUUCUUCUGAAUUCAUCAGUGAACAUCAUAGUUUAGUCUUAGCUGCAGUUCCUAUAUAGGUAAAAAUGAUACAGAGAAUAUUGCUGUGUGUUGUAGAGAAUCCUGUAGUUUCAUUCUCAUUACUUUUAAGGAGAGACAAAAAGCUUAUUUUAGAACAAAGAAAUUGAAUGAUCCAAAUUUAUCAGUUUUACUUUUCAUUUUUAGUUUCUUCAAUAUGGCAAAUUUAUGAUAUUUUAAGAUGAUAUAAACACAAGAAGUUUAAAAUAUACUUGAAGUAUAUGUAAUAUACAAGUGUUUUGAAUUAGAAAGUGAAGAAUGAUCUUUUAGAAGGCUUCACAGAAGUUGCAUGUAGCAAAAUUUCAACAACUAAGAUGAAAAUUGAUUAAUUUUUGGAAUAUAUUUAUUGUUUCGCACCUUUAUACCAUUUUUAGCUCACCUGUCACAUAGUGACAGGGUGAGCUUUUGUGAUCGCCCUUCGUCCGUUGUCCGUCCGUCGUCCAUCCACAAUUUCUUGUCUGCACGAUAGAGGUUUCAUUUAUGAUUUUAUUUAAAUCAAACUUGCACACAACUUGUAUCACCAUAAGAUCUCGGUUCCUUUCUUGAACUGGCCAGAUCCCAUUAUGGGUUCCAGAGUUAUGGCCCCUGAAAGGGCCAAAACUAGCUAUUUUGACCUUGUCUGCACAAUAGCAAGUUUAUUUAUGAUUUGAUUUUUACCAAACUUGCAUACAACUUGUAUCACCAUAAGAUCUCGGUUCCUUUCUUGAACUGGCCAGACUCCAUCAUGGGUUCCAGAGUUAUGGCCCCUGAAAGGGCCAAAAUUAGCUAUUUUGACCUUGUCUGCACAGUAGCAGCUUUAUUUAUGAUUUGAUUUUUACCAAACUGGCACACAACUUGUAUCACCAUAAGAUCUUGGUUCCUUUCUUGAACUGGCAAGAUUCCAUUAUGGGUUCCACAGUUAUGGCCCCUGAAAGAGCCAAAAUUAGCUAUUUUGACCUUGUCUGCACAAUAGCAGCUUCAUUUAUGAUUUGAUUUUAACCAAACUGGCAUACAACUUGUAUCACCAUAAGAUCUUGGUUCCUUUCUUGAACUGGCGAGAUUCCAUUAUGGGUUCCAGAGUUAUGGCCCCUGAAAGGGCCAAAAUUAGCUAUUUUGACCUUGUCUGCACAGUAGCAGCUUUAUUUAUGAUUUGAUUUUUACCAAACUGGCACACAACUUGUAUCACCAUAAGAUCUCGGUUCCUUUCUUGAACUGGCCAGAUCCCAUUAUGGGUUCCAAAGUUAUGGCCCCUGAAAGGGCCAAAAUUAGCUAUUUUGACCUUGUCUGCACAAUAGCAGCUUCAUUUAUGAUUCGAUUUUAACCAAACUUGCACACAACUUGUAUCACCAUAAGAUCUUGGUUCCUUUCUUGAACUGGCCAGAUUUCUUCAUGGGUUCCAGAGUUAUGGCCCCUUAAAGGUCCAAAAUUGGCUAUUUUUGCUUUUGCAGCCAUAUAGAGACUUCAUUUAUGGCUUUAUUUGAUACAAACUUCCAAAAUAACUUCAACGACAAUAAUUUUUGGAUUCCAUGACAAAUCAGAUCCAAGCAUAGGUUCAGAGUUAUUUUAUAUCUGAUUACCUCCACUGAUUGUAAUCAAAAUGGAUUUAUAUCGGUAAGUACUUAUAGGACUUAUUUGAAAUUUUAUUAUUGUUAUUAGUUGGACUGAGACAAUCAGGGUAGAUAACUAUGAACUGAUUUUAUGUCAAAUUACCUCCCUUUAUUUCAAAUUAAAAUGGGUAUAUCUCCAUAACUUAUGAAGAUACUGAUCUGAAAUUUCAUUUAUGUCAACAGAUUUAUUUGGCAGAUCCUUCUUUUCUUCACUUACAAUAAUUUUUUUUUCCUUAAUUACUUCCCUUUUAUGUUACUAUAAAUAGCUUAUAUUUAGUAACUUUUUUAUUAUUGGCCGUAGGGAAAAACCGAGACCACUUUUCUGUGGUACAACAUGGAUGGUACCCCCAAUUUGUAGGUGUAUUUUGACAUAUCUGUACCUUGUAAGAAUUUUUUUUUUCUUUUUGGUUAAAUUUCUUCCCUUUGUUGUUACUGUCCUUUGGACUUAGAUAAUUUUUCUGAGGACCUUCUUGUCCUCAAGUGCAAUGAUAACAGGUGAGCGAUAUAGGGCCAUCAUGGCCCUCUUGUUUUCUCUUAUUUAGUGAUUUAAUGAGCAUUUUAGAAGUACAAAAAAAUGUCCAGUAACAUAGGGGAAUUUGUCACAUGACAAUUUUCUAAUUAUGCCCCUACCAAACAUGUUGGGGUGCGGGGGGCUAUAUAGGAGUCAGUUUUGUCGCGUCAUGUCCCGUUGCAACCCGAAACCUAUAUCUCAGUUAUUACUAAAUGGAUUUGAUUCAAACUUAAAAUAGAUGUUCCACCUUAUCACCCACAUCAUGUGACACAAGGUGCAUAACUCUGACACCAAUUUUUCAUGAAUUAUGCCCCCUUUUACUUAGAAUUUAAGGUUAAUUUUGAUGCAUUUUCACUAUAUCUCAGUUAUUACGAAAUGCAUUUGUUUCAAACUUGAAGUAGUUGUUCCACAUCAUCACCCCUAUCUUAUGACACAAGGCUCAUAACUCUUGCACCAAUAUUUCCCGAAUUAUGCCCCCUUUUUGCGUAGAAUUAUACUUGUAUAGUGUUUUGAUACACUUUAUCUGUACCUCUCUUAUUUUUUGAUAUUUUUAACACAGACUCAAACUAUUGUGCAAUAUUCAUCCACCAUUGGAGUCAUUAAACACUCCAAUGACAGUUCUUGACAGAUUUAAAUGUUUUUGGUACACAGGUGUGACAUCAUAAAAUACAUGUAAAGUUCGACUUAAGUUUGUCUACAAACCACCAAUUUUAUAUGUAGUUAUGGCCCCUUUCCAACUUAAAAUUUAUCAAACUCAUUGUUGCUGGACAAUAACUCAUGAAAGGCUUGACAGAUUUAGAUAAAUUUUGGUACACAGGUGUAACAUCAUAAAAUGCAGGUCAAGUUCGAUUUAAAUUGCACCUUUUUAUGGCCAUGUCUUACGUGGGGGUAUUCGUCACUCCAGUGACAGUUCUAGUUUUCUUAUUGGAUAGGAUAUUCAGUAUAUUUGCAGAACAUAUGGCAUUAUGAAUAGAUUCUGAAAGGCUGGAGAAGUUUUUUAAAAAAAAAAAGGGAAUAUAUGGAGUUUUCAACGCCAGUCAGCAAAUACAUAGGGGUUAUAAUUCACAAAGUGGACACCAGAUGUAAUAUUUUCACCAAACUUUAGUGACAUAGAUGCCAGAUCUGGUGUUCAUAAAUGAAAGAUAGACAAGUGAACAAUUAUUUGAUGUAUAUGUUUGCAAAAUGUGAUUUAUACUGUUCAAAUGAAAGGCGUUUUGUUUCAGUAACCCAGCAAUUAAGGCUACUGCAAUAUUCUUGAUCGUUGUAAUGUUUUGUGCCAUGGAUACUUUUGUAGUAUUUUGUUUGUUUUUUUCGGAGGGGAGGGUGGGGGUUGUAUAUGUAUUAAUAAUAUAUAUCACAUUUAUUUGAAGUGAAAAAGUUCAAAGUAUGUUGAAUAAGUAAUUUAAGUUUUGUUUGAUGACAAAAGAAAAGAAUUUUAACGGUUAAGGAGAAAUAAUGUUAUCUUAAACUUGUUCAAUGUUAAAAACUUAAAUAUGCACUGAAGUUUCUGCUAAUAUAUUUAUAUUUCAUACUAUAUUCACAUGUGUUUUUGUAUGUAUAUUUUUACCAUGCAAUUCAAUGCAUCAAAAGUUCAUUUAUGUUGUUAUAUUUUUUUGGGACAUUUUUUGAAGUUUUCUUUUACUUCAGUGGAGAAUGUUACAAUCUAGGAAGUCUUAUAUGAUGUGAUAACUAAUUUUUGAAGAGAUCUAUGUUCAAAUCCAGUGAAUGAAAACAGUUGUGAUAUGGUAUAGAGUUCUUUUCUAGCUCACCUGAACUUUGUUCAUGGUGAGCUAUUAGUAUAGAUGGAUGGUUCGGUGUACUGCAGUCCGUCUUCCUGUGAAUGGCAUCAACAUUUUUUACUUAAACAUCUUGUCCUCUGAAAUUACUGGUCAGAAUUGCACCAAACUUGGUCAGUAGCAUCCGGGCAUGGACCUUCUGACUUCUUCUUAUAGAGCUAGAAAUAAAAAAACCUUUAGACAACUUCUUCUCAUUAACCACUUAACGGAUCUUCAUGAGACUUGGUCUAUAACAUCAUUAUAAGGUCUUCUCCCAAUUUUGUUCACAAAUGGGGGCACUUGGCCCCAUUUAACGACUAGAGCUAAAUUUAAAACACAUUUAAACAUUAGCAUCAUUGUAGGUCCCUUUCCCAAUUUUGUUCAAAUGCUUGGCCCCUUUUAGGGGCCAGUAGAGCUAAAGAGAGAAAUACCUUUGACUUCACAUGAACUGCUUGAUUGAUCGUCAUCAAAUUUGGUUUGUAGCAUCAUUGAAAGGUCCUCUCCCAAAUUUGUUCAGAGGUAGUGUUUUGCCCUUUUAGGGGCCACUAGAAUUGAAAAUAGAAAAAAGCCUUUAAAUGACUUAUUCUGAUGAACCACUGGCUGGAUCUUCAUCAUACUUAGCUUGUGGCAUCAUUGAAAGGUUCUCUCCCAAGUUUUAUUUUCAAAUGGGGAGGGGGUGGACUUGGCCUCUUUUAUAGGCCCCUAGAGUUUAAAAUAGAAAAACCUUUAAAUGACUUCUUGGAUACUCAUCAAGUUUGGUCUGUAGUAUCUUUGUUAUGGUUCAGCUUGAUCCCUUUUUGGGGACACCAGAGUUAAAAUUAGACAAAAAAGUCAAACAACUUUGUAUUAGGAAGUAUGCAUUUUUAGGGAAUCGCAGCAAGAUAUAGAAAAGAAACAAUUUUUUUUUUUAAUGAACUGCUCAAAGGAUUUUCACCAGACCUGGUUAGGAGCAAGGUCAGAUGGUCAAGGUUCCCUUCAGGUGAGUGACUUGGGCCCAUUUGGGCCUCUUGUUGUUGUUUUUUUCUUUGAAAUAAGUCUCGAUGUCUGUUCAAAUGUGUCGGUACAUAUUAUGAAACUUUGUCUCUUACUGUGGAACUUCAUAAAAUACCAGAGUUUGGUACAAAUCAUAAAACUUUUUAGGUAUAUUGUCAUGAUACUCCCAAAACUACCAAAGUCAGUAAUAUAUGGUACUUCUUAACUUACAAGGGCUAGGUACUUCUCAUGGUACCUUUUAAGGUACCAGUGCUAGGUACCGAUCAUGCUUUCACUUGAGACUUUGUUGUCUUCCAAGGAAACAGGUCUUGAAAAGUUAUAAAGGUUAAUUAAAUAUGAUUAAAAAAGUUACCACUGAAGAAUAUUUUUGAUCAGAUAAUGGGAUUUAUUUGUGGGUUUAUUGAUUUUUUGUUACGCCUGAAGGGAUGUAUUAUGUUUUGACGCUGUUGUCUGUCUGUCCGUUAGAAAUUUGGUGUCCACUCUGUCCCCUUGAAGGAUUUCAAAGAAACUUGACACAAAUGUUCACCACAUCGAGACAACAUGCAGAGCACAUGUUUUGGAUGGCUCGCUUCAAGGUCAAGGUCAUAUUACUUUGUUUUGUGUCUGCUCUGUAACUCUUGAACUGCUUGAAGGAUUUUAAAGAAACUUGGCACAAAUGUUCACCACAUCAAGACAUCGUGCAGAGCGCUUGUUUCGGAUGGCUCGCUUCAAGGUCAAUGUCACACUUAGGGGUCAAAAGUCAUGCCUUCGGGCGUAUAUUGCUCCACAUUGCGGUGCUCUUGUUAUAUUUUAUAAGAAUGCUUUUGCAGUUAUGCUUGUAUAGUUUCAUGUAAAUAUUGAAAAUGCUCAUUUUAUAUUGUAAAAUUAUUUGACAUAUUGUUAUAUAUAUUAACUUUAGUUUCCAUGAUAUUAGUGUUUCUGAACAAAUCUUAAUAAUGAAACUACUUGACUGUUGGAGAAAAUGUUAUGGGACAUUUUUCUUCCAAAUCAGAAAAUGACAAAAUUAUCAAUUUGAAAAGGUGGAGAAAAGUGCUAAGUGUAAUUUUAUGUACUCACUUUUUAACUGUGAAUGGUUUGUUCAAAAUUGAGACAGACAGUGUUGCCUUCGAAGACAUUUGUAUUUAAUGCAGUUUACAAGGAAGUCUGUUUAAAAGAUGUUCUGAUGAAUAUUCCAGAAAUAUUGUCAGAUAAACUUGCAGUUGUGAUGUGACUAUAAGUACUGCUCAAAAUGUUAUUGUCAACAAAACAAAUGCAUAGAUCAUGGGCAAAAUGCACAUUGGGAGAAGUAUAAUAUAUUGCCUAAUUACUCUAGAUGUUAUAUAGUUUAUUGCAUGAUGAAAGUUUAUCCAACAUAUUACACUUUUUUUCCUGCACAGAACUGUACUUGCGUACACAUUAAUUCAGUCCGUGUGUUGGCCAAGGACCAGUAAGGGUUGGUAAUCAGGCCCGUAGCCAGAGGUUAAAAAUAGGGAGGCACUUUCUAGGGGGUCCGGGGGCAUGCUCCCCCUGAAUUUUUUUUUGAGGGUGCCAUUUUGUGUGUUAAUGCAUUCCAAACAUAUUUUUGUUACUUUUAAAAUACCAGUUUCGGAAAAAAUAAAUUACAUUUAAAAGAUUUGUGUACAUUUUAGUUACAUAUAGAUCUGCAGAAAAAUAAGAAUUUCGAAAUAGCCAACGUAUUUGCGAUUAUUGUCACCCUAAAAUGCUAAUUUAAAGGCAUAUGGUCAUGCUUGCUUGGUUCUUACAUCUUCUGUUGAGUAAAUGUAUUAUUAUAUAUGUUCAUUUAUAAUUUGUUUGUUUGUUUUGGGUUUAACGCCAUUUUUCAACAGUAUUUCAGUUAUGUAAUGGCGGGCAGUUAACCUAACCAGUGUUCCUGGAUUCUGUACCAGUACAAACCUGUUCUACACAAGUAACUGCCAACUUCCCCACCUGAAUCAGAAGUGGAGGACGAAUGAUUUCAGACACAACGUCUUUUAUCAAAUCAUCACGGAGAACAUACGCCUCGCCCAAGGCUCGAACUCGCGACCCAGAGAUCAGUAGGUCUGCGCUCUCCCUAUUGAGCUAAGCUGUUCAUUUAUAAACUAUUUAGCAUGUCUGAAGUGAAAUGAAAAUUUGAAAGAAGCAACGUAGUUUAUGCAUAUACAAAUACAAUACAGAUAUGUAAUACAAAUGUACUUAAUACAUAAUAUAUUUUGUCAAUCUUCUUAAAAUAAGUAAUAUUACAUUUUUGAAAUUCAGCAACAACAAAAAGUUUAUACUUGGAUAAAUAGUGUGUAUGACAUGUCAUAAAGUUAUACUUAUAAGUUAAUCAAAAUAAAAAAAUCUGAAAUUUUUAUAAAAAAAAAAAGUUUAAACGGGAAGAUUCCAUAUACUUACGAUAAGGCCACGCCAAAUUGAUAAGUUGUUCAUCGGAUUUUUUUCUGAAAAAUUUGAGGUGGCGAGCGAAAAAAUAAUUUAAAUAUUUUUUUUGGUUUUUGAGAAAAUCAGGAGCGAGCGAAGAGCGAAGAAAUAUAUUUGUCUUCAUUUGGCUCUCGACUAACUAAUAAAGACCUUAAAAUAGAAUGUAUAGCCCUUUUAAAUUAAAAAGUAACUCCCCAGGGAUUGAGAAAAUCUAACCCGCAGACGCACAACAAAGCGAACUCGUGAAAAAAGGUAUUAAUAACAUUGUCAUACAGUACACUGUAAUCUAAUAUCGAAUCGAAUAUUUACUGCUAUGAAAAUGUAGCACUCUUAGCUGACUUUACAAAGUUUUUGAUACAUCAAAUAUGUAUGUGAGUGUUGCUAGAUCUAUUAAAGCUUCUGAUUUGAAACUUGGAACAGUUAUUUACUGUCAAAGUCUACUCCAGGAGAAACAAUACUCUUAAGUCUGAAUCUAGACAGAGUUAUGCCCCUUUUUAACAUAGAAUAUUUUUAAUUAAGUUUUAUAUAAUGAACAAUAGCUCUGUACUUUAAUAGCUUCUGACUAUUAUGCCCCUUUUACUGGCAAAGCUCUGAUUUAGAAAAGUCGAGCAUGAUAUCUUAUGUACAGCUCUUUUUUCUAACUUUAAACUUUCAUAACAUAUUAAAUUUGUUGAAACAAAGUCUCAAUUAAAGUCUGAAAUGGAGAUUAACGUGCAUUAACAUUAGUCUACUAAAUGAUUGGAAAAUUUGAAAAUCAAAACUGUCCUGAAAACAACUCGUAAUGUAAAUUCCUUACCCCACCAACUUUCGUAUGCAAAUGCUGAUCAUUUGGACAGGAAAAAACAGAAAACAGAUAAGUGACAUGCAUCAAUAAGUAUUUACCCUUACCAAAAUAAUGUAGAUUGAUGUUAUCAAACAAAUUAGUGUUUUUCUUCAUCGAGUUUUCAAUGAAAUAAAUCGAUUUUUGUAGUAUGUAAUUUGGUAAACAUUAGAAGAAAAUGGCGUAACUGCAUAAAGGGAAAUAACUUUAAUGCAACUAAAUAUAAGUAUGAUUUAUUAUAGACGAUGUGUGCGUAGUACGUAUUUAUUUUGAUUAAAUUCCAUUUGAGAACAAUCUGGGACUGGAAGUAUAAGCAUUUAUACACUUUUACGUCCGUAAAAAGUAGCACACCAAAAAAUUUUGGAUUGAUUUUUUUCAAUGGGGCGAGCGCAAGCCAAAAACAAAAAAAAAAUUAUUUUUUUUUUUGUUUCUGAAAAUAUACGAGUGGUAAAUCCGAUGAACAACUUUUUAAUUUGGUGAGGCCUAAGUUAAUAAGUGUUUCUGAUAUAAGUUCUUGACUAUUAAGUGACCGUAUAUUUUUUAGAGUAACCUGAUAACGAAGUUUUGAAGUGCCGUACUUAUAAUUGUGACUUUUUAGAUAUUAAUCGUAACGCUUCGGUCUUCUCCGAGUUAAGUUAAACUAACGGGCGCAUAGCUUGUAAGAAAACUAUGCUAUAGUGUAAUUAUUUGUGAUAUUAAAAACAAAUGGGAGAAAAUAGUUCAAACAAAAUAAAAUGAAAUAAUAGUGCCCAAGCUAGGUUUUGCUUUAAAAGAUGGUACCUCAAAAUAUACUUUUUUUUUUCUCAUAAUCUUGGCAGGUGUCUCCCUGUGCCUCUGUGUAGCUACGGGCCUGAUUUGAAGUUUUACCUGGUGACAAUGCCAACCAGGUAGCCCGCCCGCUUAGCUCAGUAGGUAAGAGCGUUGGUCUACGGAUCGCGGGGUCGCGAGUUCGAUCCUCGGGCGGGGCGUAUGUUCUCCGUGACUAUUUGAUAAACGACAUUGUGUCUGAAAUCAUUAGUCCUCCACCUCUGAUAAUUCAUGUGGGGAAGUUGGCAGUUACUUGCGGAGAACAGGUUUGUACUGGUACAGAAUCCAGGAACACUGGUUAGGUUAACUGCCCGCCGUUAUAUGACUGAAAUACUGUUGAAAAACGGCGUUAAACCCAAAACAAACAAACAAAAACAAUGCCAACCAUGUUGAAAUUGAUUUUAAUGUUACAUCAAAAUAUUUGUUGGUGCUUGCACAGCUACAGUAAUAGAUCCUCUAAGAACUAAUUAAUAUUUAUUGUGAAAGUGCAUAUUUUAUAAAAUUGAAAUAUUUAUUGAUAUAAUUUAUAAUUUUGCUUUGCUUAAACAUUCCAUGUUUGUCCAAAUGGUAGUUGUCAUGUAAAUAUUAAUGUAACAGUUAACUGAAAACGUAUAUUUUUUCCCCAGAGUUUACUCACUCCUGUUUAGCCAUCUAAUCUAAUCAAUGUUUUUCAAUUACAACUGUAUCAAUUUUUAAUUUGGUUUGAAAAAUGACAGCUUGUAUGUUAAACUUGCCAAUCAAAUAUAUUUCAGUAAAGACCUGCAAAAGAAAAAAAUUAAAUAAUAUUUAAUUGAAACCUACUACGUGUAUAAAUAGUGUUUAGUGUUUAUCGGGGACAGUCAUAUCGGAUAUGUUACUUUGGUUAUUACAAACAGUGCAUACAUGUUGUCUGUUAUAUGUACAAUGUCUGCCUUCAACUCUUUCAGCCUUGGUCAUGUUUCUGUUAAAUUUCUUGAGUUGAACAAAAGGAGUUUGUGCAUACAAAAAUAGUUGUGUAUUAGUAAAAACUACCAUAACAUUCUUGUUUAAUGAAAAUUAUUUCCUUCAAAAGUGUUUUUCAUCAGCAACUGUUUCUCCUUUUGUUUAUUUUUAUGCACUUUUGUGUUUAUUUUUAAUGCAUUAUAGAACAAAUUUGUGGGAAUAUAAAUAAAAACUUACAGGAAAAAUA